AUGGAUACUCUCAAGGAACUACUUGUGCCUAAAGCAUUCAACAAAUAUAGCCACUUCGCAGUCGUUUCAAUUUGGUUCGUGAUGGGUGCAACCUUCCUCGGCAUUUUUAUUGAAGUGGAAAACACCGAACCCAGGUUUGAUUUCCGUUGUGGUGGAGCGAAGACUGAAAACAUUGAUCUCGUCCGUGGAAAAUGUUUCCGGCAAUACAUGAAGCAGUACAACAAAUACGGUGUUCCCAUUUAUGGCUUCGUGAUCAUCAAUUUCUGCCUUAUUGCUGCUGUAUAUGCUGUGUACUCCCAAAUAGUGAAAAAUACAGUCAAUGUACUGUCGUCAAGCACUCGCAACGGUGACCCUGAGAGUCAGUCGGGCGACCAAGAGAACAAAAAUUCAAAGGGAAAACAGCUUUUCAUCGCUUACUGUUGCCAACUAUCUACGAGACUUGUUUUAGGAGUUCUUUCCAUGAUCCUUCAAACUCAGUUGCUUUAUCCUCUCGAGUUUUCCUAUACGUUUGACUGUUAUUUACCCUCUAGAACCAAUCAGCCAAGGAAUUCAUCGGACGCCACCCAAAACUCUGCUUUUCACGAAUGUAGCAAUCAACGAUCGGAAAAGAAAACCUUCUGGAUGAACGCUAUUCUUGUAGUGAAUGGAAUUUUUGUCGCUGGCAUUCUUAUUGAAACCAUCUACAUUAUGUCACGGGCAUGCAUAGAAAAAAAGUUCAUGAAAAACUCAAAGUUUCUUGAAACACAUCUAAAUCCCAGUCAUGGAAAAUCCCAUCAGAAACCUCAAAGGCAAGAAGAAAGAAUAGAACAAGUUUCACAACAGUUACGAGUGCCAGAAAACUGUUCGACCCGAGGCGAGUUGCACCUAGAACCUCAGAGGCAAGAUGAUGUCGUCCAACCACAACCACACGAGCGUGAACACCGUCCAACCCAAGUCGAGUUACACUCAGAACCUCAAAGACAGGAUGAUGUUGCAUCGAGAGAGCGAGAACACCGUGCGACGCAAAUUGAGUCCCACCAAGAACCUCAAAGACAAGAUGAUGUUUUCCCACUACAACCACGGGAUGAAAUCGAGUCGCAUCAAGAACCUCAGAAGCCGAAUAGAAGGAGCGGACAUGAUGAUGUUCCUCUGACACAAAGGGAACCAGAACAGCUCCAAAACUCAAAUCUUCAACGAUUCAUUGCGAAAACAAAGGAAAUAAUCCAAGAAGACGCCCAAAACCUUUUUGAGCUCCAAUCACCUUUUUUAGGAAACCCAGGCGAACAAACGGCAGUUAAACAUUUGACUUUGGAUCAGAUUUACACAAAUCUUACGGUUAUUAAUGAUAGAGAUACAUAUGACUUUACUGAAGACAGACAGGAGCAACUCAAAGUUUACCCAAGGUCGCGCAAGGGAGAAUCACAACCCAAAGGCUUAGAAGACCUCCUAACGGAUAAAAGUAAGAAAGUUUUGGUUGUUGGUCGUCCCGGAAUCGGCAAAACAUUAUGUUGUAUUAAACUUCUCAGAGACUGGGCAUUUGAUGACGUUUUUAAAGCGACAUCUAAUGCUGAAACGCACUUUGACGCUGCCUUCUUUGUAAAAUUCAGGAGAUUCAACUCAACCGACGUCCUGAACCUCAGGGAACUAUUGAUUCAGUCAGAGCAUUUUCCCCCAGACCACCUGGAUGAUAAAGUCUGGAAAUACAUCCUGCAACACCCUAAACGCGUCAUCAUACUUUUUGACGGAUUCGAUGAAUUCAAACAUGAUGCUAAGAUCGUUCAGUCGCCUCCUCGUCCCAACGUAGAACAGAAAAUGCCGCUCCGAAUCCUCUAUCACUGUCUUGUGCACGGAAAACUCCUCAAAGAUGCCUCAAUUGUGACCACAACGAGACCUACGGCUUUGCCGAGCAUCAGACGCCUUCCAUUCGACAAAAUCUGCGAGAUUUUGGGGUUUUCAACCGAGCAAAUUGAAGAAUAUGUCUACAAAUUUACGGGAGACGACAAGCAAGCAGGCGAAACACUUUGGCGACACAUCAACAGCAACAUGAACUUACUUUCGCUCUGUUAUAUCCCAAUGAACAGCUUCAUCGUGUGCUCAAGUCUGUUCCAAAUAUUGCAGUUCGAAAGUUCCGCGGGUGUUACCCUCCCCUCCAAAUUAACCGAGAUAUACAAUAUUGCAGUGAAAGUGUUUUAUUUCAGACACACUAAAGAAUUCCGCGAUACUGAUUUCACUCGUGAACACUUUGAAUCUGAUGAAUUGUCCUUAGAUGUGGAGGAGAAAUUCGAGAAACUAGGAAGAGUGGCGUUUGAAGGAAUCAAAGAAGGAAAACUGAUCCUUGAAGGAAACGAAGUGCGCGGAAUGGAAGACAGCGCGCUUUUUCACCGCUUACCCGAUCGUAAAACCAGCGCGCUCAAACAUGAACGACAAUUCUGUUUCAUUCAUCUGACAAUGCAAGAGUUUUUCGCUGCGAGGCACUUGGCAAACAACACGAGUGAAACAGAAUUGAGGAACUUUGUUUCCGAGAACAUCAAGAAUGGUAAAUGGCAGCUGGUUUUUCAGUUUCUGGCGGGACUAAUGGAGGACAAAGUUCAGCUACCAAGCGAAAUCAUCACUGACCUUCUUCCUGUGAAAACUGAAAUGAAAGAAAGCGCCGACUACAACGAAGAGUGGACAGAGAAUGAAGACAAAAUGGUGACCUGCUGGCCGACUGAAGACGAACGGGAUUUAGCGGUGACGUUUUUUAAAUGUUGUAACGAAAGUGAUAAGAUGGAGUCGAUAGUUCAGAGAAAACUUCAACAAACACAGCACUUGGCUGAAGCCAUCAACAACAACAACUGUCAGCUACGUACAUUAAACCUCGCAUUCAAUGACAUCUCAGACAUUGGAGCACAGCACUUGGCUGAAGCCAUCAACAACAACAACUGUCAGCUACGCACAUUAAACCUCGCAUUCAAUGACAUCUCACACAUUGGAGCACAGCACUUGGCUGAAGCCAUCAACAAUAACAACUGCCAGCUACGCAUGUUAAACCUCUCAUUCAAUAACAUCUCAGACAUUGGAGCACAGCACUUGGCUGAAGCCAUCAACAACAACAACUGUCAGCUACGCACGUUAAACCUCACAGCAAAUAACAUCUCAGACAUUGGAGCACAGCACUUGGCUAAAGCCAUCAACAACAACAACUGUCAGCUACGCACAUUAAACCUCUCACACAAUAAAAACAUCACAAAAGCAGGUAGACGACAUGUACAUAAUUUAUUAAGCAAGAGUCAGUCUAAGUGUGAGCUAAUUCUUUAGGUCUCAGAAAUUCCAAGAAAAAACUGAA
Pocillopora damicornis (cauliflower coral) is the source of this 3304-nucleotide messenger RNA. RefSeq lists its product as uncharacterized. Lineage: Eukaryota; Metazoa; Cnidaria; Anthozoa; Scleractinia; Pocilloporidae. Gene Ontology annotation, molecular function: protein binding. The record is from RefSeq and is a predicted model, not a curated record.